AUGGCUCCCGACGAUCACAGCAGCAGCAUUCGUGUCUUCGUCCACUGGCGAGACCAAACUGUCUUUGCUGGCGAGGACAUCAAGUGCACCAUUACGUUCAAGAAUGUUGCUCGAGAACCCGACAAUGCAAGGGGAGGGGAGCCUAACCAGGCCUCCCAGCCGAGACGAAACAAUUCGGACCGUCAGCGGCUGCUCUCGAGUCUGGCGUCACCUCUCGGAGGCAACCGCGGCAGCAAAGGCAGCCAUUCCAUCGCGUCGCCGCCUCCUGCUAGCAACGGACGAGGGCACAGAAGAUCAGCACUAUCCCUGAGCAUACCGUCAACUGCGCCAAGUUCUCGAUCGGCUGUGGUGCAAUGGCCUGGCGGCGGCUCCUCCGAUUCUCGACCAGGACACUCCCAUAAACGAUCCGUAUCUAUAGUCUCAAUUGGCUCGGCUGGCACUGUCGAUGACCACCACCAACGAAACGAAACGUCAGGUCGGCCUGCCAUGCUACAUCGAGGGCACAAUCGUGCCUCGAGCCUUCAAAUCAUGUCCAAAGACAACACAACGAAUAGACUACAACAUUCACACCGAAAUAUGACAUCCCCCCUAUAUACCGCAUCAUCCCCCCCCGAUAGAUACGGCCAGCAGAACCGCUCCUCCACCGCGCCGUCGACGCCCGGCAUUGGACGUCGACGAUCACCCAGAACCUCUCCGAACCUAAUGCCCGACUUUCACUUCCCAGCUGGACCGCCAGCUGAGGAUCCCCAAGAAGAGGCCGCUGCCGCUGAAAGACACGACCUGGCCCUGCGACCAAAAGAGUCUGACAAGCCUCUCACACCCGCCGCUCGUAUCCUGUCGAGCAACAGCAUGGCCAGUGGAACACCACGAAGCAGCGGCGAGUUCUAUGCCAUGAGCAACCAUUCUUCCGAAACACUUGCCUCUGAAUAUCCUGCUGCCAGAGACACUGCGCGGCCACUGCACCUGCGAAGGACCUCGGGCUUGCCGCCUUCACAAAACAAGAUGCCAGAGUCCAUAAUGAUGGGCUACGCCCAGGUACAAGGCUCUUUUCUGCUAGAUGGCUCCCUAAUCAGCCUCGGCCAGUUUGACGAAGUCAAGAAAAAGGGCGUUGUUGGCGGGCGCGGCGGUGGUGUCGUCGGACUAGAUCAAAACAGGAGAGACAGCGGUCUCCUGCGAAGCUUUGGCUGGGGAGCCAUCAGCAGCUCGCUCGGCGAUUUUUUAGGCGGCAACGAACUGAGCACAAUGAAGGAGAUGCGAGGCGCGGCAAACUCCAAAGCAAUUCCCCUGCUGAGUACUCCUCAGUCAAUAUUGUUCGUCGACAUGCAGCUUUUGCCUGGCGAGAGCCGCUCCUUUGAAUACACCCUUCGCCUGCCCCGAGGUCUGCCACCAACGCACAAAGGAAAGGCUCUGAAAAUCUCGUACAGUCUAGUCAUUGGAACACAACGAGCUGGCGGCGCCCGACAACAGCAGGUUCGUUCUGUCGAGAUUCCCUUUAGGGUACUUGGCAGCGUUAACAGCUAUGGCGAAAUCCUUGGCCACGAUUUAAUGAGUCCGUAUAUACUGUUGAAAGACGAAGCGCUGGUGAAAGCCGUCGGAAAGCGCAAACAUGUCAGCAAAGGCCGCAUCCACGUGGAAAGUAAAGGGAACAUGAACGAUUUCCUGGCAUACGUUGAUGAGCUUGUUGCUCAGCAAACAGACGACAAGUCGAAUACUUUGCUAUCGCCGACAGACGGUCUCGAUUCACGACGUCCGUCAGUCUUUGAUGAGGUUGCCUCGACAAAAGAAGCGAUUCAUCUUGCUAUUAUGAGGAGCAACCUGGCCAACGAAGGCCAGAGCCAGAACCGAUUUGAAAUUGCGCGAAAUGGCAAGAAAGUCGGUGCAGUCAUGUUGCCUCGUCCCGCAUACCGGCUUGGUGAAGUCGUAACCAUGGUCAUUGACUUUACAGAGGCCGAGGUGCCCUGCUACGCUGUGCACGCCACGCUGGAGACGUCGGAGAAGAUUGACCCCUCGCUGGCCGUGCGCUCCGAUUCGAGCAUCCAGCGAGUGACGCGCAAAGUCUACGAGGGAUCCUCAGAGACUACCAUGUACUCGCGCCGCAUUGUUUUUACCCCCACGAUACCCAUAUCCGCCACGCCCGAAUUUGUCACCAGCGGCGUCAGUUUCGAAUGGAAAAUUCGCGUCGAGUUUGUCGUGCCUGCGAAGAGCGGCGAGGAGAACGCGGCAACGCCGCCAGCCGCAGUUGGCUCGACUUUACUGGAGCAGCUGUCGCAAGAUGACAAGGGCGGCCUUGUCCUCGUGGCCGUGGAAAACCUGGCUUGCGAGAGUUUUGACGUGUCCGUCCCGCUCAAGGUGUAUGGUGCUGUAGGCACGGGGUUGGAAAGAUUAGAGCGCGACGAGUCGUUGGAGGGAGGACUGUCUGUAUGA
Messenger RNA from Cordyceps militaris CM01, 2424 nucleotides. RefSeq names its product Rgp1. The record is from RefSeq and is a predicted model, not a curated record. Lineage: Eukaryota; Fungi; Ascomycota; Sordariomycetes; Hypocreales; Cordycipitaceae. Bases 1 to 2424 code for a protein of 807 amino acids. Gene Ontology annotation, biological process: retrograde transport, endosome to Golgi. Gene Ontology annotation, cellular component: Golgi membrane; Ric1-Rgp1 guanyl-nucleotide exchange factor complex. The transcript is spliced from 2 exons.